GGUAUCUUCAACUGAUGCUGAAGCAACAACAGAGUCUGAUAUAACAGCUACUAGUUUCACAACUGAAACGAUAUCUCCAACUGAUGCUGAAGCAACAACAGAGUCUGAUAUAACAGUUACUAGUGUCACAACUGAAACGAUGUCUCCAACUGAUACUGAAGCAAUAACAGAGUCCGAUAUAACUGCUACUAGUGUCACAACAGAGGCGGUAUCCCCAACUGAUACUGAAGCAACAACAGAGUCUGAUAUAACUGCUUCUAUUGUCACAACUGAAGCGGUAUCUCCAACUGAUACUGAAACAAAAACAGAGUCUGAUGUAACAGCUACUAGUGUCACAACAGACACGGUAUCUCCAACUGAUACUGAAGCUACAACAGAGUCUGAUAUAACUGCUUCUAUUGUCACAACAGACGCGGUAUCAUCAACUGAUACUGAAGCUACAACAGAGCCUGAUAUAACUGUUACUAUUGUCACAACAGAGCCGGU
Molecule: messenger RNA, 486 nt
Organism: Owenia fusiformis
Lineage: Eukaryota; Metazoa; Annelida; Polychaeta; Sabellida; Oweniidae
Source: the annotation of a GenBank genome assembly